Messenger RNA from Piliocolobus tephrosceles (Ugandan red Colobus), 3495 nucleotides. RefSeq names its product forkhead box E1 (gene FOXE1). The record is from RefSeq and is a predicted model, not a curated record. NCBI's taxonomy places the organism in Eukaryota, Metazoa, Chordata, Mammalia, Primates, Cercopithecidae. Gene Ontology annotation, molecular function: DNA-binding transcription factor activity, RNA polymerase II-specific; RNA polymerase II cis-regulatory region sequence-specific DNA binding. Gene Ontology annotation, biological process: regulation of transcription by RNA polymerase II; cell differentiation; anatomical structure morphogenesis. The transcript has a single exon. The coding region runs from base 688 to 1806 and encodes 372 amino acids.
GUCCCGGUGUGUGCAGGGGAGCUCCUAGCCAGCGGUCCGCAGGGCUGGAGACCCACGCCGUGGAGAGGACCAGCCUCAGGUGGCCCCGCCUGGGCCCGCGCCCCGACCUCGCUGCCCCCGCCUAGCCUCUCUGCCGGUAGCGCAGACCGCCGCCUUGGCCUCGGGGGUAGGGCAUGGGCGGCCCCCGCCAGAUCGCCCGGCGCCUGUACUAACUGACCUGGCUCUGGCCUUCGAGCCUGAAGCCUCUUCUGCGCUCACAACGUAGGCAGUAAUCCUGAAACCAGCGGGCACCACAGACCAGCUGCAGCCACCCCAACCCAGGGAUCACUUCCGGACCCCUCGACCGCCCGGCACCAGCGCGCAUGGUACCCUUCAGCCGGCGACCAGAGUCCAGUCCCAGUCGCGAGGCCACCGCCGCUGCCCGCCUCGAGCUGCACCACGCGGGCUAAGCCGUCGGCGAGCGGGUCACUCCCGAGCUUCUGUCUGCACCGCGCCAGACCCAGACGACGGACGCCGAGCCUCCAGCGCGCGCCAGCCUGGGCCGCCUCUCCGGGCCAGCCUGUGAGGAUCCCCUGAGCUCUCCGCAGAGGGGCCGAGCGUCGGUUCCGGGGACCCCAGGCCCGCCCCCGCCCCCGCCCCCCGACAGCUGCAGGGAUCCAGAGCCCGGGGGUGCGGGACGGCCGCGCCAUGACGGCCGAGAGCGGGCCGCCGCCGCCGCAGCCGGAGGUGCUGGCUGCCGUGAAGGAAGAGCGCGGCCAGACGGCGGCAGGGGCCGGGGUCCCAGGGGAGGCCGCGGGCCGCGGGGCGGGCGGGCGGCGCCGCAAGCGCCCCCUGCAGCGCGGGAAGCCGCCCUACAGCUACAUUGCGCUCAUUGCCAUGGCCAUCGCGCACGCGCCCGAGCGCCGCCUCACGCUGGGCGGCAUCUACAAGUUCAUCACCGAGCGCUUCCCCUUCUACCGCGACAACCCCAAAAAGUGGCAGAACAGCAUCCGCCACAACCUCACGCUCAACGACUGCUUCCUCAAGAUCCCGCGCGAGGCCGGUCGCCCGGGUAAGGGCAACUACUGGGCGCUCGACCCCAACGCGGAGGACAUGUUCGAGAGCGGCAGCUUCCUGCGCCGCCGCAAGCGCUUCAAGCGCUCGGACCUCUCCACCUACCCGGCCUACAUGCACGACGCGGCGGCCGCCGCAGCAGCCGCCGCCGCUGCCGCCGCCGCCGCCAUCUUCCCGGGCGCGGUGCCCGCCGCGCGCCCGCCCUACCCGGGCGCCGUCUAUGCGGGCUACGCACCACCGUCGCUGGCGGCGCCGCCUCCAGUCUACUACCCCGCGGCGUCGCCCGGCCCUUGCCGCGUCUUCGGCCUGGUUCCUGAGCGGCCGCUCAGUCCGGAGCUGGGGCCCGCACCGUCGGGGUCCGGCGGCUCUUGCGCCUUUGCCUCCGCCGGGGCCCCUGCUACCACCACCGGCUACCAGCCCGCCGGCUGCACCGGAGCCCGGCCGGCCAACCCCUCGGCCUAUGCGGCUGCCUACGCGGGCCCCGACGGCGCGUACCCGCAGGGCGCCGGCAGUACGAUCUUUGCCGCUGCUGGCCGCCUGGCGGGACCCGCUUCACCCCCCGCGGGCGGCAGCAGUGGCGGCGUGGAAACCGCGGUGGACUUCUACGGGCGCACGUCGCCCGGCCAGUUCGGAGCGCUGGCGCCGUGCUACAACCCUGGAGGGCAGCUAGGAGGGGCCAGUGCAGGCGCCUACCAUGCUCGCCAUGCUGCCGCCUAUGCCGGUGGCAUAGAUCGGUUCGUGUCUGCCAUGUGAGCCGAGCGUAGAAAUGAAAACUCAAGACACGUCGGCUGUUCACACAUUCCCCACAACCUGAGAACAGGAAUGGAGAGAGGACUCAAUUGGGACCCACGUGGAAAAGACUGAGCAGGCCACAGAGGCUCGGGUCUCCCAGCGCACAGCGUAGGCACCCGGUGUACUCUGUAAAUGGAAGGAGGUGGGGCGAGGCAGCCAGAGCCCUUGGACUGGCACAGGGACCCUCGAUGGAGCGAAGCCCCCAAAGGGGAUGCUUUCUGGCAUUCCAUCGGAGAGAGUGCUUGGCGGUAACCAGAGGGCAGCGUAGUGUCAACACCAGAGACCAGGAUCCAAAUUGUGGGGAAUCAGUUUCUGCCUUCCAUGCUGCCGGAAUGCAGUGCUGCCGGAAACUCAGGCCUUUUCACGCGGUUCAGCCUCUAGUGCUUUUAACUGCGUUACUACAAUAAAAGGCUCCGGCAGCCAGCGCCUUUCUUCUUAAAGGGAGGACAAAUUUGCAAAAGAAGUAGCCUUCUUCUUUUUUAAAUGGGAGAAAUCUCUGCUCUGGUUGACCUGGGCUGGUUUUCCCUGUCUCUGAGAACUUGAGAGCUAGCUCCGAGUUGAACUGUGUCUCAGCGCUCCAGUCCCAUCACCUGAACCUUCAGUCUCCCCCAUCUGUUACACGAGAGGGCUACAGGACUCUACCCACCGCUCCCGGGUUGUCAUUCAGGGCCCCAUCAUCUUGGAUGCUGCCCUGUGUAUUUGGCAGCAAUGGUGGACCACCCAGGGCCUCUGAGUAACCACCCAAAGCUUAGCCGCUGUUCUAGGGAACAGAAAAGAGCUCAUGGCCAAGUAUCUAACCUAAAGUCCCAGGAUUGGCUCCGGGCAGCAAUUAUAUCAUAACCUAUUGAACUUUUGAGCAGGUUGUGCUGGCAAUUUCAUAGCUGUUACUGCCCAGUCAUAAAUCUGGUUUUCCAUUAUAAGGCAGCUAGAAAUACAUUCGUUCAUUUGUCCACUGUUUCUUGUCAUCACGCAGCCCUGGACCCAAUGGGUGAACUAAAGUUUAAGGCGAUGAGAGGACUCAGGGAGCCCACUGGUGACACCUUUCAGUAGCUGGGGAGGGCUCUUCCAUCCUCAACACCCCCUGCUACACCUCAGCAGCCUCCCCAUGCAAAAAGAAAACAGAAAAAUUAAGUUGGGGCAGUCAGUAAAGCGAGCUUUAGAAAGAAACUGGAAUUUUAACUUCAUUUUGUAUCUUGUUUAAGUAGCAGGCUCACUAAAAUCAGAGAAAGUCCAAUAACUCUCCCCCUUUCCCUUGAGAAAUCUUUAAGUUUCGAUUCUGGAGCAAAAAUUUUCAACAUUAAAUAUUUCAGAGGCUCCAUUCACAGCUUUCAGAUAAACUGGACUGUUCAGAUGGAUUGUUUUAAUAAAAAUGUUUGAGCAAGUGAGUUCUAGCAAGAGAAACUCAGCCUCUUUCUGUAUAAACUUAAUAAGGAAGGGUCGGGGUGUGAAAAAGAAGAUUGUAUGAAAAACAUUGGUAAUUUUUAUUUUUUAAUUUUGGGACUGCACUAUCCUGUUCAUGAAGACAUGUGAACUUGGUUCAGUCCAAAUGGGGAUUUGUAUAAAUCAGUGAUCUCCAUUAGAAAUACGGUGCAAGCCACAUAUGUAAUUUUAAAUUUUCUAGUAGCCACAUUAAUAAAGCAAAAAGAAACA